Osmia lignaria (orchard mason bee) is the source of this 2497-nucleotide messenger RNA. It is a transcript of the gene hook, whose product is annotated as hook microtubule tethering protein. The record is from RefSeq and is a predicted model, not a curated record. Gene Ontology annotation, molecular function: dynein light intermediate chain binding; microtubule binding. Gene Ontology annotation, biological process: cytoplasmic microtubule organization; cytoskeleton-dependent intracellular transport. Lineage: Eukaryota; Metazoa; Arthropoda; Insecta; Hymenoptera; Megachilidae. Gene Ontology annotation, cellular component: centrosome; cytoplasm.
GAAAGUACUUCAAGUUAUAUAGUCUAAAUUCGAUCUACUUCUGUUCUUGAAGUAAGUAAUGUCAAAGUGGUACCAUCGCGUAAUUUGUAAUACAUUUUUGUUAAAGUUAAGUUAACAGAGGAUAUUAAUAAACUGUAAGAUCAAUGAAUUCUGCAGUCCUGAGUUAAUUAUUUGAAAAGUAAAUGAUAAAUUUUCAAAUAAGAUUUUUAAAAAAAUUGACGUUUGCUGUAAGAUUGUUUUACAUGGCAGAACACAUAUAGUAUUUUAUACAAUUUCAUUAAGAUUUUUAAUCAAAACUUACAAUGGAUGAUCAGCAAUUAAAUAAUCUAAUUAAAUGGCUAGACACAUUUGAUUUACUAACUCCUCAUUUAACAGCAGAAGACAUAAGUGAUGGUGUAGCCUUAGCAGAUGCCUUGGCUCAAAUUGCCCCAGAAUGGUUUACUGCUGCUUGGAGGGCAAAAAUUAAAACUGAUGUCAGUUCAAACUGGCGGCUCAAAGUUAGUAACCUUAAAAAAAUAGUUGAAGCUGUAAUGGAAUAUUAUGUAGAAUGUUUAAAUCAACCGUUAUCGGGUUAUAUUAAACCUGAUGCAACUAAAAUUGGUGAACACUGUGAUAACCAUGAACUACGUCGUCUGUUGCAAUUAAUACUUGGGUGUGCAGUUAAUUGCAAUCAAAAACAGCAAUAUAUUACAAGAAUUAUGGGUAUGGAAGAGACUGUUCAACAAGCAAUUAUGCAAAGUAUUCAAGAAUUGGAGAGUAAUAUGCAUGGACCAAGAUUAAGUUUAGGCACUAGUCUUAAUUUUGAAUCUUUAGAUGUUGCUGAUGGUACUCAACAAAGACUAUUAGCAGAACUUCAAUUGAAUGUUGAUAUGAAAGAACAAUUGGCACAAAAGUGUCAUGAGCUUGAUCAACAGCUUUCACUAUUACAGGAAGAGAAAGCAGCAUUAGUAGCAGAAAAUAAGAAACUUCAAGAACGGUUAGAUGAAUUUGAAAAUCCAGAGGAAACUGGUUCCAUUUUGAAGUAUUCUGGUCUUAGGAAACAAGUAGAAGCAUUGAAAGAUGAAUUAUUCAAGGUAGAAACUUCUAGAGAUGACUAUAGAUUAAAGGUGGAAUUAUUAGAAAAAGAGGUAUUAGAAUUACAGUCUAGACAAGAAGAUUUGCAAAAAGCAGCAGAGGAAGCCAAUCAUCUAAAAGAUGAAAUAGAUGCAUUAAGAGAGACUGCAGAUAAGGUAGCCAAGUAUGAACUUACAAUAGAAUCAUACAAAAAGAAAAUGGAAGACUUGAGCGAUUUAAGAAGACAAGUUAAAAUAUUGGAAGAUAAAAAUUUAGAAUAUCUACAAUCCAAGAUAGAUUAUGAAGAAGAGUCUAAACGGACUACAAUGCUAAGAAAUCAUUUAGAAGUUUGUAAACAGCAACUUGCUGAAGCACAUCAUAAGUUAGAUGAACAAACUAAUAAGUGUGAUAAACUUGAAUUUGAAGGGAAAAAAAUGGAAACCAAAUUAAACACUUUACAAAGGGAGAGGGAUAGAUUGAUUGUGGAAAGAGAUGCUUUAAAAGAAACAAAUGAGGAAUUGAAAUGUACACAAUUACAGGCUGCAGAAAAUAUGACAAAACCUAGUACUGAGAGUACUGUUACAAAUACAGAAAUGAUACCACUUGAAAUUAAAGAAAAGUUAUUAUUUCUGCAACAUGAGAAUAAAAUGUUGAAGCUUAAGCAGAAGGGUAACGAAGGCGAAGACAAGUUACCAACGGUUCAAGCAUUAUUAGAAGAUUCAGAAGAAAGAUUAAAUGCACUCAGAGUUCAAAAUCGUAAAGCAAAUCAAAAAAUAAUUGAAUUAGAAAAUCGCUUGGAAGAAGUAUCGGGAAAUCAUGCAAAUGGUGAUACUAAAACUGAUAAUAGUAAUUUAGGGCAAAAGAUAACAAACUUGCAAGAUGAAUUAAGAAGGGUACAAGCUGAAAAGGAACGUUUGAUUUUACAAGUUGAAGAACGAGAAAACGCGCUACAGGCUCAGAAACAAAAGGCCUUUACUCUUCAAGAAAAAUUAACGCGUCGAGAAUAUGAUAAUGCGGCGCUUGAAGAACGUUAUAAAAAAUAUGUAGAAAAAGCAAAAAGCGUCAUAAAAAGUUUAGAUCCUAAACAAAACAAUUCAUCUCCAAAUGAAGUAGCUGUUUUAAGAAAUCAAAUUUUAGAACAACGUAAAAUUAUGGAGGAUAUGGAACGAUCUUUUAAGGAAUCUAAAUUAAUUACAGAGAUGGAAGAAAAAUUAAUAUUAUCUGCUUUUUAUCGUUUAGGUUUAACUUGUCAUAGAGAAGCAAUAGAUCAGCGUCUUGCUGCUCUAAGUUCUGGUCAGGGACAGUCUUUUUUAGCAAGACAAAGACAACCGUCCGCUAGACGUCAUCCGCCUUAUAAUUCUAAGUAAGAACUAAUAAAAAGAUUAUAUUCGCUGAUUUUAUUUAAAAAUAUGAUAAUUAUACUAAUAACAAUAAUUAAAAAUAU